UCCCCCAAUCGCACCACCAUGACCGCCGUCUCCACCAUUUCCGCCGCCGUAACGGAAGGCGCGAAUGUUGUUACGCCGAGAUGGAUUAAUAAGGGAAUAAAUGGAAAGUUACGGGUGAUGUGUAGGUAUGGCGGUAAUAUAGUUUCACUUCCGCAGACGAAAUCGCCGCGCUACCUCGGCGGAGAUACUCGAAUCGUCGCCGUUCCUCCCUCCGCGGAAACGUGUUUAGCCUCUCUUGUUAGCCACCUCAGGGUUACGCUCGGAAUCUCUUAUCCUUUCAAGGUUAAAUAUCAGCUUCCUGAUCAAGAACUGGAUUCGCUUAUCUCCGUGGAGACGGAUGAGGAUGUUCAGAUCAUGAUGGAGGAACAUGGAUAUCUCUUCACCGAGUCUUCGAUUCCUCAAUCGCGUAUACGAUUGUUUCUUUUCCCCUCCAAAUCGCAAUCGAAUGAUGCUGGUGCGAGUCAGGGAGAUUCGGCUCAGUGUAAAACGGAGACUGAUAUCGAUUGGCUUGGAAUCCAAGAGUCUAAGCCUAUUCUUCACGAGCUGGCUCAACCGGUGCUUCAGCACCCAAAGACUGAUACGUGGUUCGUAGACGCGUUGAAGAGCGCGGAGAUGAUGCAGACUGGGCGCAAUAAUAGUGCAAGUAGCGGAAGCGGAGAUGGUAACAGCAGCGGUCUUUGUGGACAGGAGUCGAUGAUGCUCGACACUAAUUCGUCCUUUGGCUCAACAUCAUCCUCCGUUUCUUCGAGCAAUUUGCCUCCGAUCAAAAGCACCGGCGAGGACAACUCAGUAAAUUCGCAGGUCAAAUUUGCACCAGUAGAAUCGGUGACAAGCUACAACAGCGCAGUCACCCCAAUCUCUUCUCACGAGCUACCUACACACUCACAUGUUUUGGAGAACAAGUUGUCUUCAAACUUCUACGAGAAUGGGUUAAACAGACAUGUUCCAAUCCCAGUUUCCGGGUAUCCACCAUUUAUGAACCAAGCUCAACAGCAACAAAUCCAGGUCAUUUACACGGGAAAUCCUUACAUUACCGGAAACUCACCUAUGGCAUUGCCUGCCACAGCAUACCAUCACACAAACCACACCCAUUAUCAGUUUCCGCCGCAACCAUACCCAAUAUAUUACAUUCCAGUGGAGCAGUACAGUUCGAGGCAUGUUCAAGCACCGCCUGUGAAAUCUGGUACUGUUUUAAACUCCCACCAAGUUGAUUCCUCAGUGGUCCGGACCAGCAGCCCUCUAGCACCAGAGUUGUCCUCACAAGUUCACCCUCCAGCCAAGCCUGUUGAUUCAUCUGUACAAACAUCAAGCGAAGCUGCUCCUAGUACCACUUCCAGAGAUUCUUUCGUCUAUAACACCAACGUUGAUGACAAUGAUAUAGCUCGUGCUCAGAUUUACAAAUCUCAGCCUCCAGCGCCUAAAGUACCGUCGCAGUGUCAAACCAAGAUACUAACCGAAGCUUUGGGUCAGCUACACACCCACAAUUCUUGAGAGAACUAAGAAUCCGUUCUCAUGUAGCUUCACUUUUGGGUAUUUGGUUUUACAGGUUUGUUUUGGUUCCCAUACAUAUUAUACAUGCUUCUGUUUUUUUUUUUUUUUUUUUUUUUUUUUUUGUCUCUUUCAGUCAAGGAGAUCCUUCAUCCUUGUUCGCCUUCUUUCACUCACUUUGUUGUAACACGGAAGUUUACGGGGUUUUCAUCUUUCCAAAAACAUUUUAUAAAGAAAUUUGUAAUAUUCAUACAUUCAUU
Molecule: messenger RNA, 1748 nt
Organism: Capsella rubella
Lineage: Eukaryota; Viridiplantae; Streptophyta; Magnoliopsida; Brassicales; Brassicaceae
Exons: 2
Coding region: 19-1491 (490 amino acids)
Molecular function (GO): protein binding
Source: RefSeq, a predicted model, not a curated record